CUAAAAUAAACAAAAGUUGCAUAUUUUUUAUAGUCAUCCAUACUAUAUAUACAUACAUAUAUAUAUACACACAUAUACAUACAUACAUACAUACAUACAUAAUAUAUAAUGGGAAAUCCAGAUGAAUGGUUAGAAACUGUCCGUAGAUGUGAAUAUUUACCUGAACAUGAUAUUAAGAAAUUAUGUGAAAUGGUAAAAGAGCUAUUGAUGGAAGAAUCCAAUAUCCAGCCAGUUCAAUCACCAGUAACUGUAUGUGGUGACAUACACGGUCAAUUCUAUGAUCUUUUAGAACUAUUUAACGUCGGUGGUGAUAUUAAAGACACUAAUUAUAUUUUUAUGGGUGAUUACGUAGAUCGUGGAUAUUUCAGUUUGGAGACUUUUACACUCUUGAUGGCCUUGAAAGCAAAAUAUCCAAAUAAAAUUACAUUGUUAAGGGGUAAUCAUGAAAGUAGACAGAUAACUCAAGUAUAUGGUUUUUAUGAUGAAUGUCAAACAAAAUAUGGUACAGCGAAUGUGUGGAAAUAUUGUUGUUCAGUAUUUGACUAUCUAACAUUGGCUGCUAUCAUCGAUGGAACUAUUUUAUGUGUUCAUGGAGGAUUAUCACCUGACGUGAAAACACUUGAUCAAAUAAGAACCAUACAUCGUUUACAAGAAAUUCCUCAUGAAGGUUCAUUUUGUGAUUUAAUGUGGUCUGAUCCUGAAGAUAUAGAUACUUGGGCUGUGAGCCCUAGAGGAGCCGGUUGGUUAUUUGGUGGCAAAGUAACAAGUGAGUUUAAUCAUAUCAAUGGAUUAUCACUUAUUGCUAGAGCACAUCAAUUAGUACAAGAAGGCUAUAAAUAUAUGUUUCCUAAAGAUCAGUUAGUAACAGUUUGGUCAGCACCUAAUUAUUGUUACCGAUGCGGUAAUGUUGCUUCAAUAAUGGAAGUAAAUGAGAAUGAAACAAAAUUCAAAAUAUUUGAUGCUGUACCAGAUCAAGAUCGUUUUGCUCCAUUCUCCAAUAUUAGAAAUGGUAUGAAUAACUCAAGGAUGGGUGGCAAUGGGGGUCAAUACUUUGUAUGAUGUACUCUUAUAUUGUUUUGGAUUAUCAUUGUAAUAAUAGAACGAAAAAAAAAAAAGAUAUAAUACAAGCACAUACAACACAUACAUAUAGAUAAUCUAUAUACUUAUAUGUAUGCGUAUUAUUAUUAUUGUUAAAGCAUCUUCCGAACAUAUAUGUUUAUAUAUGACUACCAUAUCCUUAUAUAUAUAUUAUACGCAUUAUAUAAUUUUCUUAAUUGUAUUUCCUCCUUUUACUAUUCUUCUCCACUUUUAUAAAGUAAUAUACUAUUUUAAAUAUAUGUAAAUUGUUUGUUCGAAUUUGAAUAAUUAUUAUACAUACGCUUUAAUUAAGAAG
Molecule: messenger RNA, 1393 nt
Organism: Cokeromyces recurvatus
Lineage: Eukaryota; Fungi; Mucoromycota; Mucoromycetes; Mucorales; Mucoraceae
Product: Metallo-dependent phosphatase-like protein
Exons: 8
Coding region: 109-1059 (316 amino acids)
Biological process (GO): peptidyl-serine dephosphorylation; G1/S transition of mitotic cell cycle
Cellular component (GO): cytoplasm
Molecular function (GO): protein serine/threonine phosphatase activity
Source: RefSeq, a predicted model, not a curated record